UUGCGCAUGCGACCGUCGUCCGUCCGCACGUCCGUCCCCUCCCGCGCUCCGACCUCCGUCCGCCCCCGAGAGCCUGUUCGCCGAGAAAUGCCGGCGAGGAGGGUGGUCGUCGAGCUGCUCCGGACCGCCACCCGCGAGGCCUUCCAGGUGGCCGUCUCCUACGCCGCCAGGCCGCCGGUGUCCACCAUGCUCAAGCCGGCCACCACCAAGCCCCUCCACCACGACCACCGGUGAAGCGGCGCCAACCAGCACGGCGAUCGGGCUCUCGGAACACCACGCCCGCUCCGCUCCGCCUCGCAGCAAGCAACCCAGUAACCGCGUGCGCGCGCGCGCACGGGGCGGCGGCAAGGCAUGCAACGCGACGCGUUUCCACCCACUACUACUUUCUUCUUCCUGCGAUCCAUGGCUCCGGGUUGGACGGGCGCCGUGCCUCCGGUAGACGAAGCUCCGUCGUCGUAUUCUAUGUGCGUGCGUUUGGCUCCACUGUACGUCACUCCCGUGUACUACAAUGUUAAACGUGAGUACGUAGUGUACCAUACAAUACAUACAUGGAUAAUAUAUCUCCAAGGACAAGGAGGAGCCAUGCAUGCACCUCGUCAGCAAAGCGUGGCCUGUGGUUAGCUACGAGGGGAGAGAGCCGGCCCGGUCAAGGUCGCCGGCCCUCGCCGGUAUCGUCUCGCUGUCACUGCCAAAUAUACAAUGCACGCCGAACGGAACGACCGCAGUUGGGAACGUGGGAGUGGGAUCGAUAAGAGAUCGGCGAUGCGCCGCGGGUCAAUGGCGCGCAGGGCCAAACGAGCCAACGACUACGAGCGUAUCGCCAUUUCUGCAGCUAGCGAGCGAGCUCGGGGCGGACCGGAGGCCGGAGCCCGGAGCCCGGAGCGAUGAUGUUGGAGAGGAGAGGGGACUGGGAGGACUACCGCGCGCCGCACGGGCUGCUGAUGGCGGUGGUGAUGGGGGCGGUGGUGGCGGGGCCGCUAUUCGUCUUGGACGGCGGCGAUGCGGUGCGCGAGGCCAUGGCGGAGCUCCUCGGCCCCGUGGGGCUGCCGCUGCUCCCCCUCGGCCUCGUCCUCCUCAUCCGCGUCCUCUCCUCCGGCCUCCGGCUAGCCGACGUCUUCGGCUUCGCCGUGGGCGACUCGCUCGACGCCGUCUACCGCUCCGGGCGGGGGUCGCCGGUGGGGGUCGUGCUCGCGCUGCUGCUCUUCCUGCUCGCCGUGUACUACAGGUCGUGGUCGCCGUUCGGCGGCGGCGACGACGAGUAGCUGGCGUGGGCCGUGGCCGGCGAGGCGGGUCGUGCCGUGCCGUGUGGUACGGGUUUGCAUGUGUCAUGCAUGUGCUCGAUCUGCAGCCUGCUGCUUAGUUGUAAUUAAUCGGCGAAAAUAACGUUGCGCCUCUUUGAUUCAAAGAAUUUUUUGAGUGUUCUAAUCCUUAGGUAUGUUUUAUACAUGAGUUCUUGGAUUGGAUUCAUAUAGGAUUGCAAACCAUACAUUUUUUUUUGUUGUUGUAAGAUUUGUUUGUAGGUUUUACAGCAAAACUUCCAUCCACCUUAACCUCUUGAAAACGAAUUCUACGUCCUGGACAAUUACAUCCACCUUGAGGACUCCCUGCUUGCGUGGUGGGUGACCAGGAUAAUAUGAAACGAGAGAAGCGAUAUGGUCUUCCACCACAAGGAUAUGCCGCCACCAAUUCUCCUAAAGAUUAUUAUAGACGAGGACAAUCUUUGGAUUACCGUGGAGGCCAAGCAGUUAGAAAAAAUUAUAUCGCGCGAAAAUUGUAUCAUGCCGCCCAUUAGACUUUUGUAACACUACAAAACUCUAUUCUUCUCUAAUUUAAUCGAUAAAGCAAAUCUUUUGCCUUCGUUUUGAAAAAAAAAUCUACAUCUUUCAUGUAGGCAAUCAAACAGCCAUUCAUUUCGAUGUUUGCGUGCACAUCAAAGAGGGCCUUAGUUUGCCGGAAGCGUUCAACAACAAUUAAUUUUCUGUGGAUGUGGAAGUACCUGCUCUGAUGGUGAGUCCGUGCUGUUCCAGCUAAACAUGUAUUUCUUGGUUAACUUACCGAUGCAAUGAAAGCAAUGUUGGCAAGAAUACAAACAAAGGCUAUUUUAUUCUUACUGGUUGCUGGAAACGGAAGACGAAGCUUCUUUCAGCUAGCCUCUUAAACCCGUUUCUCCAAACUCUUGUAUUACAACUUGCGUGUGUAUUUGUAAACUAAAUAUCGAUCACCACACAGCCAGUGAUGGAAGUUGGAAACAGAAUCAGCGAUGUGUCGCUGUCAAUGGCUGAGGUUGCACACCAACUUGUCUUCCAAGUUAGCGUAGCCCUGGAUCGGAGCAAGGAUGGCCGCGAAGGGGGCGUUGUCCGGUCUGCUGUGGGUAGUGGUGGUCGGGCUUGCGAGGCAGGACUGCUCUUCCUCGACGGCAGCAGUGAGGCCGUAAUUGAGGCCGUGGCGGAGAGGGCUUUCCUUUGGCCGCAAGCUCAGCACAACCUUUCCUUUGGCGAGUCGCCAGGUAUGGGGUCGCCGGUCGCUCUAGUACUGCUGCUCAUCUUGUAUAGCUCUAGCUUGUUCAUCUUCUAUACAGGUCGUCGCUCUUCAGCAAUGACGCCGACAAAUGAUGUGUAAAGCUGCAGCCUGGGAGACGGGAGUACAAGUACAUCUGUGCAUGUGCUCCGCAGCCUGCAUCAUCUUUGUCAAAAUCUGUGGAAAUAACUUUCUUCUCUCCGAAAGCGAAGCUUCUGUGCAGUGCAGCAUCAAUGGAUGUUGCAGCAUCAAUGGAUGUGUUCCGUGUUUGUGUUGCCCCAACUGACCAUAUGUCUUGGCCUAGUUCAUGACAAUGACGCAUCAGCAUCGGUGAAAAAAAUAGCGCGCUAUAGCAUCACUAAUAGCACGCUAUAACGUGCUGAGAAUUGUCUCGCUAAAUAUAUCGAUGUACAAUGUCUCGUUAAUAGCACGCUAAUAGCGUAUUUUGACGUGGGAGCUAUUUUUGCUGUAGUGCAUUUUUUUUCCUUGAUCUGCAUUACCGCUAUCCAACUGGCCAAACACUCGCUUACUAUUUUUCUUACCAAAAUCUUCUUCAUGCUUUACUUUCUUUAGUGUAUUCUUCUUCACGCUGCCCAUGAAGAAAACAACACAGCAACAGUUCUUCCUUGCUUGUAUGACAGGCCCAGCGUAUACAGCCUUCGGACAUACCAGUCUGCUUGCCUUGUUUCACUUCAUUUAUGUGCACUAUUUUGCCGGAGAAACACAUCUAGCCAGAGGGAAAGACCGAGGAAUCACAAUGCAGACC
Molecule: messenger RNA, 3283 nt
Organism: Hordeum vulgare subsp. vulgare (domesticated barley)
Lineage: Eukaryota; Viridiplantae; Streptophyta; Magnoliopsida; Poales; Poaceae
Exons: 1
Coding region: 885-1262 (125 amino acids)
Source: RefSeq, a predicted model, not a curated record